Messenger RNA from Macadamia integrifolia, 1949 nucleotides. RefSeq names its product 3-ketoacyl-CoA synthase 4-like. Bases 113 to 1633 code for a protein of 506 amino acids. The record is from RefSeq and is a predicted model, not a curated record. Gene Ontology annotation, cellular component: membrane. The transcript is spliced from 2 exons. Gene Ontology annotation, biological process: fatty acid biosynthetic process. Gene Ontology annotation, molecular function: acyltransferase activity, transferring groups other than amino-acyl groups. Lineage: Eukaryota; Viridiplantae; Streptophyta; Magnoliopsida; Proteales; Proteaceae.
CUUUCAUCUUUUCAAACUAUAUAACGCCAACGUUCCCGUCCCUGGGCGCAUAGAUAUGAUCCCAUUUUUUGUCUAAGAGAUCCUCAAAACUUAAUUUUUAUCACCAGGAGCCAUGGAAGGAGCAGAGAGAGGCUCAGAGAUUCAGAUCCCACAGACAAGGAGACUACCUGAUUUCUCACAGAGUGUGAAACUGAAAUAUGUGAAGUUGGGUUACCAUUAUCUGAUGACCCAUCUCUUCACCCUUUGUCUCGUCCCUCUCAUGGCAGUGUUGUUGGUAGAAGCUUCUCGGUUGAGCCCGGAAGAUAUUCGUCAGCUGUGGCUGCAGCUUCAGUGCAACCUGGUAAGCAUCAUGGCCUGCUCGGUCUUCUUGGUUUUCGGCGCAACCGUAUACUUCAUGUCACGCCCGCGACCCGUCUACCUCGUCGACUUCGCCUGCUACCGGCCGGCAUCGGAACUUGAAGUUCCGUUCAACAAGUUCAUGGAGCAUUCGAGACUGAAGGGUGACUUUGACGACUCAUCACUGGAGUUCCAGCGAAAGAUACUGGAGCGAUCUGGGCUCGGGGAAGAGACUUACUUCCCUAAAGCCAUGCACUAUAUCCCUCCGUGUCCAUCCAUGGCGGCGGCUCGUGAAGAGGCCGAGGAGGUUAUGUUUGGGGCUCUGGAUAUUCUCUUCAAGAACACCAAUUUUAACCCUAAGAACAUCGGGAUCCUUGUCGUGAACUGCAGCCUCUUUAACCCGACUCCGUCACUCUCUGCUAUGAUCGUAAAUAAGUACAACUUGAGGGGUAAUAUCAAGAGCUUCAAUCUCGGGGGUAUGGGUUGUAGUGCCGGAGUGAUCGCCCUUGACCUCGCCAAGGACAUGCUCCAGGUGCACAGGAAAACUUACGCCGUCGUCGUCAGCACCGAGAACAUCACCCAGAACUGGUACUUCGGAAACAAGAAGUCGAUGCUGAUCCCCAACUGCCUCUUUCGUGUGGGCGGCUCCGCCGUUUUGUUAUCCAACAAGUCUGGUGACCGGCGGCGGGCGAAGUACAAGCUGCUCCACGUGGUGAGGACCCACCGUGGUGCCGACGACACUGCGUUCCGCUGCGUAUAUCAAGAACAGGACGACACAGGGAAGACCGGAGUGUCGCUGUCAAAGGAUCUGAUGGCCAUCGCUGGAGGAGCACUCAAGGCCAACAUCACAACUCUGGGACCACUGGUCCUUCCCAUAAGUGAGCAGCUCCUCUUCUUCUUUAAUUUGAUUUCGAAGAAUCUUUUCGAUGAGAAGGUGAAGAAGCCGUACAUACCGGACUUCAAGUUAGCGUUCAACCACUUCUGCAUUCACGCUGGAGGGAGAGGAGUGAUCGACGAGCUGGAGAAGAACCUGAAGCUGUUGCCGGAAAACGUGGAGGCAUCGAGGAUGACGUUGCACAGAUUUGGUAACACGUCAUCGAGCUCCAUAUGGUACGAGUUAGCUUACACGGAGGCCAAGGGGAGGAUGAGAAAAGGCAAUCGUGUCUGGCAGAUUGCGUUUGGGAGCGGGUUCAAGUGUAACAGUGCGGUCUGGGAAGCACUUAGGUAUGUGAAGCCUUCUCCAAACAAUGCCUGGGAUGAUUGUAUCCACAAAUAUCCCGUCCAUAUACUGGAUUAGGCCCACUCAAGAACCAAACACUCUCUUACCAAAAAAAGGAAAAAAAGAAAGUAAAAUAAUAAUAAUAAUAAUAACUUAUUAAAGUGUUUGUGUGUGACCAAACAUUGUUGCACAGAAUUUAUAAACAUCUUUUUAUGCCCAUACGUGGACCAAAUAAGGCAAAGGAGCUCUUAUGUAAUCUAGUGUGUUUGUAAGGCAAAAGAAUUUUAAAUUACGAUGUGUACUAUCUCUAUUUUUCUCUUAAAAUAUGUAUAAAAGAAAAUUGAUUUUCAUUAAAGAUGAAUAAGGAAAAAUUCCUUAUGAUCAUCAUUAUUCA